AUUUAAAACCAGAAGAAGAAGAAGAAGAAGCAGCAGCAGCAGAAGAAGAAGAAGAAGAAGAGGAGGACACCUUCAGUUAAACAGUCUAAUGUGGAACAGGUGUACUGUAGCUAGCAACUUAUAUGUACACCAACAAGUUUGGCCGCCAUAUGUUGGGGCUGUGUAGCCGCAAACCGGCCGCUGUGUGCGGUGUGGUCCGGAGGGCGGCUGGUCGGAGCGGGUUCAGCUGGACUGCAGUGUGUCAACAGCGGACACUAUGGCUGCAGAGGAGCGGCUUUCUGGAGACGGAAAAACGUGCUGUGAUCCGUCAAACCGGUUCUCGGUCAGCCUCUCAAACUACAGUAGAUCCCAGUGAGCUGAAGAGGUUCCAGUCACUGGCCAGCAAGUGGUGGGAUGAACAGGGAGAAUUUGCAGCUCUUCAUGCCAUGAAUGACCUGAGGGUGCCUUUUAUACGGGAUAAUCUGCUGAAUGUGCACAGAGCACGUCAUCCUGGGAAACCACUCGCAGGACUGAGAAUCCUGGAUGUCGGCUGUGGAGGAGGCCUGCUCACCGAGCCCCUGGGUCGCCUUGGAGCCAAAGUGUUGGGCAUAGAUCCAGUAGAAAACAGCAUCGGCACUGCGCAGCUGCAUUCCUCCUAUGACCCGGACCUUCGUGAGCAGGUGUCCUACCAGGUCUGCACCCUGGAGGACCUCUCCGGCGAAGAGGAGGGAGGAAAGGAGGAGCAGGGAGCGGCUCAGUUCGAUGCCGUUGUUGCGUCCGAGGUUGUGGAACAUCUGGCUGACCUGGAAACGUUCGCCUUCUGCUGCAGCAGUGUACUGAAGCCAGGCGGCUCACUGUUCAUCACAACUAUAAAUAAAACCAACCUGUCGUAUGCGCUGGGUAUCAUCGUAGCCGAGCAGAUCCUACGCAUCGUUCCCAGUGGGACGCACGACUGGGAAAAGUUCAUCAGUCCAGAAGAGCUGGAGCGCCUCCUGGAGUCCAACGGUUUCUCAGUGCAGUCAGUCCAGGGAAUGCUGUACAACCCACUAUCAGGAGCCUGGAGCUGGACUAACAGCACUGCCAUCAACUACGCCCUCCACGCAGUCAAACUGGAAGAUUCAGCCGAGGACAGCAGCCCCCACCCUGAGGACCACACUGCAGCCUCACACAGCUGAGCCGCUCUGCUGGAGAACAAGUCAGACAAUGAAAAUAACAAUUCAGAUUUCCAAAGCGUGGAGCUGUGACGUCCCAUCAGCCGGCCGCUGUGAUGCAACAUAUGAGACUGAGUUUAUUCAAGGGAACGACAAACAACCUCGAGAUGGAAUGAGAGAUGAGCCGCACUCACAAUAAGAUUGCACUAUGCUGUUGGAGGGUUUAAUAAUAGUUUAGUGUUUGAUAAGCUGUGCACGGCAUCUGUACAUCUGUAGUUCUGGUUUAGAGCUGUGUAACCACACAGCUCCACUUUGAGCAAACAUUGUUCUGCAUCGGUUUGGUUUUGUUUGCUGGGUGUUUUGCAGGUUGCCAUUAAAAUUGACCUUUCGUCAGUUAAAA
Amphiprion ocellaris (clown anemonefish) is the source of this 1530-nucleotide messenger RNA. RefSeq names its product coenzyme Q3 methyltransferase (gene coq3). Lineage: Eukaryota; Metazoa; Chordata; Actinopteri; Pomacentridae. Bases 123 to 1154 code for a protein of 343 amino acids. The transcript has 6 exons. Gene Ontology annotation, biological process: ubiquinone biosynthetic process. The record is from RefSeq and is a predicted model, not a curated record. Gene Ontology annotation, molecular function: 2-methoxy-6-polyprenyl-1,4-benzoquinol methyltransferase activity.